Nilaparvata lugens (brown planthopper) is the source of this 423-nucleotide messenger RNA. Its product is annotated as resact receptor-like. The record is from RefSeq and is a predicted model, not a curated record. Gene Ontology annotation, molecular function: signaling receptor activity; peptide hormone binding. NCBI's taxonomy places the organism in Eukaryota, Metazoa, Arthropoda, Insecta, Hemiptera, Delphacidae.
AUGACUAGUGGCCUGGCACCGCUGCUAGUGUUGGUGUGCGCGUUGGUGACGCGCAGUGGUGGGGAGGCGACCUCGGCCUCAUCGGCAAUUAGCCUCCCGAUCGACGAGGACCGCGAGGAGUUGGUGCUCGGAUACCUCACAGGAUCCCAGCGACAGGAAGGCGACACAGUCUACGCGCGACCGGGUCUCACCAUAUCAGGCGCAAUCAGCCUGGCCGUAGACGAGGUCAAUAGAGGCCUACUGGCCGCCAGUGGAUACCGGCUGAGCUUCGUGGUGGCCGAGACAUACGGCAGCGAGGAGGUGAGCAUACGGCAGACGGCGUCGCUGUGGGUGCAGAACGUGUCAGCGCUUAUCGGGCCUCAGGAGACGUGUGUGCAUGAGGGACGUAUGGCGGCUGCUUUCAACCUGCCUAUGAUAUCUUAU